Molecule: messenger RNA, 1547 nt
Organism: Magnolia sinica
Lineage: Eukaryota; Viridiplantae; Streptophyta; Magnoliopsida; Magnoliales; Magnoliaceae
Exons: 11
Coding region: 75-1124 (349 amino acids)
Biological process (GO): secondary metabolic process
Cellular component (GO): cytoplasm
Molecular function (GO): hydrolase activity; carboxy-lyase activity
Source: RefSeq, a predicted model, not a curated record
GACCGCGUAUCAAUGUUCACACUCUGCGAGAGCAUCAAAUAACAAGCUCCCCAAAUAAAAUUCUAUCCGCUACAAUGGCCUCAGCAGCAGUAGCAGUGAGAGUGAAACCUCUACUCUCAGUCUCCUCCUUCCAUUUCUCUCAACUCCCAACGAAGAAAAUUCCAAUUCUACCCUCAGCUACAGUAAAAAUGUCCGCUUCUAUCGCUACAGAAUCCUCUUCUUCUCCUUCCAAAAUCAUCGACUCGCAUUUGCAUGUCUGGGCGACUCCACGAGAGGCUGCAGAUAAGUUCCCAUAUUUUCCAGGCAAUGAACCGACAUUGCAAGGAGACGUGGAUUUCUUGCUCAAGAGCAUUCAGAGUGCAGCCCACCUGACAAAUUCUAUGGAGGAAGCAGGAGUCGAUGGAGCUCUGAUUGUGCAGCCCAUCAAUCAUAAGUUUGAUCAUUCUUUAGUGACGAGUGUCCUGAAGAAGUACCCAUCCAAAUUCGUUGGGUGUUUGCUUGCAAAUCCUGCGGAAGACGGAAGUGGGAUUAAGCAACUUGAAGAUCUUAUUUUGAAGGAUGGAUACCGUGCUGUUCGCUUCAACCCAUAUAUAUGGCCUUCUGGUCAAAAGAUGACAAACGAGGUUGGGAAGGCAAUGUUCUCAAAAGCAGGAGAACUUGGAGUGCCUGUAGGCUUCAUGUGUCUGAAGGGUAUCAAUGUCCAUUUUUCAGAAAUUGAGGAGCUUUGUUCAGAAUUUCCAUUGACGCCUGUUAUUAUCGAUCACGUGGGUUUCUGCAAACCACCAGAGAACAACGACGAAAAUGAGGCCUUUUCUGAUCUACUGAAGCUUUCCAAAUUUCCACAGGUUUAUGUGAAAUUCAGUGCCUUAUUCCGGGUGACAAGGAAACCACAUCCAUAUGAGGAUACGAGUUACCUUCUUUCCCAUGUGCUCUCAAGUUAUGGUUCUAAGCGUGUCAUGUGGGGAAGUGAUUUCCCAUACGUGGUUCCUGAAUGCGGCUACAAAGGAGGAAAAGAAGCGGUGUCCCAUGUUGCUAACCUGGUACGCUUACCAUCUGCUGAUCUGGAGUGGAUCAUGGGGAAAACUGUGAUGCAAUUGUUCCCAAAUUCGUGGAAUGCAGCUUGAUGGGCAUGCCGUUGAUGAGAACACAAACUUGAUAUUUUUAUCACAAUUACAGCUGUGUUGGUUUUUAUUGUGUUACCACAUUGCGAGUUGUCAUGUUUUGGUGGGCCAUCAUGGAUCACAUGGUUUUACUAAAAGUGGAUUGAGUCUGGCCGUUGGACAUAAAGGAUGGGCUCAAUCAGUGGGGCCCACUAAGGGGAUUAGGCCCACACAUAAUGUCUGGAAUCUGCGAGUUGCAAGUCUUGUGCACCUCACAGCUUAGAUAUGGUAAAAAUGUCUUGGCUCCUUUGAUGGUAUCUGCCAUUUUGUAUUGUCGUCUGUUAAGUCCUAUUUGUAUUGGUUUCAGGCGACCUUUUUUCCUUUCUCCUCUUUGCACAUAAAAUAUUGGAAAUCAUGUAAGUGUUGCUAUGUAUUGAGUAUCAUGUA